UGUCAGGUCGUAUAUAGAUAUUAAAUUAAAUUUUUAAAUGGGUCUGUUUUUUUCUUUUGUUAAAUGUUAGUAGCCUAUAUGUUAAAUUCGUGCAAAGACAAGAAACAUGCUAUGCUGGUAAGAUGAUACGAAUUCAUAAAGAAGAGAUUUUAUUACUGUGGACGUUAACACGCCGUUUCAUGAACGCUGGAAAGCUAAAGAACACGUAUUUAUUCUUUGGAUUGUCUCUAAUACAUUUUUCCGUCACUCCGGCCAGAACGUUUAACAUUCAAGAGCUUUCGAAGAGCAGGGUGGUCGUUUCACCACAACGCAAGAGUCAAUUUGGAUAUUCGAUUUCGUUGCACGAGAACGACAACGGGGUGUGGUUACUCACUGGUGCACCAGAAUACUCUGAGAACAAAAACGAAGAUCCAGAGGGGGCACUUUACUCUUGCCUGCUAAGACAUAAAUGGGCUGGGGCGAAGGUGGCGAGACAGAGAAACUGUACAAGACUUGAUUUUAGAAAAAGCAAACUCAUAAACAACACUGAGGUCAUCUACAGUUGUAACUUCGAAGAUUGCGAUUUAAUUGAACUUGACAAUGAUGACUUCGAUUGGACCAAAACAAGAUCAGCUACUUUAUCAGAUAACACUGGGCCUUCCAUUGAUCACACCUACAAAGUUUUAGGUUCUUCACCAAGAACAAGAGGUUCAUACCUGUAUAUUGAAGCUUCUGAUCCAUCUAGAGGUUGGGUAAGUGCAAUGGUUUCCACUCCACCUUUAGUGGCUACAACUGGAUCUUGUCUGAGAUUUUGGUACCAUAUGUAUGGUAGCAACAUCGGCAGCUUAAACGUUUAUGCUCAUGAUAAUGUUACUGGACUUGUGAUGGUUUGGAACAAAGAUGGACCUCAGGUUAACGCCUGGCAAGAAGGAUAUGCAACUAUUAUCAAUGAAUAUUCACACACAAUUGUGUUUGAAGCGGUGAAGGGGAAAAAUUGGGAGUCAGACAUAGCUAUUGAUGACAUCAUAAUAUAUCGUGGUCAGUGUCCGGAAGAUAUGAAUUUUGAAGCACAAUCACUGGGAGCCACUUUGGCUAGAAAUCCUAAAACAGGUCAGAUACUGAGCUGUGCGCCAAAUUGGAAGUACAAUUGUAGUGGCGAAGUACAUGCACCAGGGAUGUGCUAUUUUAUUCAACCAGAUUUAUCUCUUUCUUCUAUCAGUCUCCUCUCUCCAUGCAGAACACAAGUUUGUAACAGUGGGAAGCUUGACUUGAUUUUUCUUAUUGAUGAAAGUACCAGUGUGUUAGAAAAUGAUUUUGAUGGAAUAAAAGUCUGGCUACGAAACACCAUUAGCUCUUUUCCAAUUGGAGAAGAAUACACUCAAAUUGGACUAGCAACCUACAGUGACAAUCCGAGAAUCAUAUUUCAUCUGAACAAGUACCACAAGUUGGAUGAUAUAAGAAAAGCAGUGCUUGAAGUGGAGCAUACAUCCGGGGGCACUGCAACAGGGAAAGCAAUACUCUACCUAACAAACAAUAUGUUCACACAUGAAAAUGGGGUUCGUCCUAAUGCGAAAAGACUUGUAGUUGUGCUGACAGAUGGAAAGUCACAAGAUGAUGUGAUUGUGCCAUCUAGGAUUGCAAAAGAAUCUGGAAUUGUAAUGUUUGCAAUUGGAGUGGGAAAAGUAGUGAUGGGAGAAUUGAGGGCAAUUGCUUCGGAUCCAGAUAGAUAUGUUUACAAAAUCAACGAUUUCUCUGCAUUGGAAAGCAUAAGAAGGGAAUUGUCACACAGCAUUGCUUCAUUAGAAAGUCAAGGAAAAACAUCUACAAAGGAACAAGGUCAAGCUGGAUUAAGCGCAACCUUUCUUGAAGGAGCUCCAAUUAUUGGAGUUCCAGGUUUGAAUGAUUGGUCCGGCGGAAUAUCCUAUUUUAUUUCGGGAAAUGAAACUUCUGAUGCACCUGGGGUUUUUACAAAAAGAGUUGUGAAAAGUUUUAAAGAAAUUUUAAUUGGAACCAAAGUUUUUGGAACUAGGAAUGUAUCUGUGUAUGAAGAAAGUGAAAUUCCCCCUACAUCGCCUGCACUGUAUAAUAUCAGCAAGUCAACUUUUGUUGACACCUCCAGUAUUGUGGGGAUAAAGAUUAUACCUAAAGUGGGAAACAACACAAGUGGUGUUGCUAUAAAUGGUGGGGUUAAUGUCGCACCAACAAAAAUUGUGCUGCAGACAGGAGUUACUACAGAAAUGAUAGAAAAUAUUUCAUCCACUGCAAAUCAUUCUAUCUCACAAAGAACAAAAAGAAACCUAAUGCAGAAUGAAAUUGAUACAGAUUCUGCUUUGGAUGUAUUGGGCAGCAAGCCAACAAAAUCAAGUUUAAUCCAGUUGAUUCCGGAAGUGCAGAAUCAUACAUCCCAGAAAGCGAAAGGAAACAAUACCAAGCCAACAGCAGCGGCUUAUACUUCUGAUCUGGCAACCUUUUUUAGCUUUUUAGAAGGGAGUUCAGAAAAUGAUGAAUUUUCUGGAGAAAUUGCACAGAACACUUCAGAUUGGUUUCAAAAUUUUACAAGUGGUACGCAAGUCCCGCAAUUAACUUUAAACAAACCAACUUCAACAAGUAAUUUUUAUCCAAAACCUACAAAGUCAUCUGUGCCAAAGCAUUUACAAAAGCGCAGUGUUGAUAAUGCGAUAAAAAGAGGAAAAAGAAAUGUUCAUUUAAAUGAUGAACUUAGAAGAAAGAUUACACUUGCGUACUUUGGGUAUUCCAUUACAACUGGAGUAUUCAGGAAAAACAGCAGUGAGGUCAUUCUGGUUGGAGCACCAAGAAUGCUAAGCAUUGGGGCUGUCUACAUUGUUAAUAAAACUGAAGAUGAGCUAAAAGUAGAGAAAGAAUUUAUGAGCAACCAGAUGGGAAGUUACUUUGGUUAUUCCCUUUCUGCUGUCGACACCAAUGGCGAUGGAAUUGAUGAAGUUUUUGUUGGUGCUCCUUUGUGGAUGGAUAAGAAUUAUGACGAGGGAAGGGUCUUUGUGUAUGUCUCAAAUGAAACAGAGGGUAGUAUCACCCAAAGAGAAGUUGUUCUCUCUGGAGUAAAUGAGAUAGGAGCAAGGUUUGGUUUCUCAUUUGCAACGCCUGGUGACUUGAACAUGGACGGAUUUAAUGAUAUUGUGAUUGGAGCGCCGUCAACUAGGGAUGGAGAUGGUGCUGUUUUCAUUUACAAUGGUCGGCCGGAAGGAAUUACUCCCGUACCAUCUCAAGUAAUCCGAGCUUCCCAAAAAAAGAAGCGUCCGGUAUAUUUCAGCUACUCGCUAUUUGCAGGAGUAGAUGUGGAUGAAAACGGUUACAAUGAUAUUGCCGUUGGUGCUCCCGGAAACGACAGGGUUGUGAUAUUAUUUUCACGGCCUGUGAUCCAUGUCGACCUAAGUGUAUCUGCUUCUCCGCAAGUCAUUAACACAACUACCCCUAGUGAGGCGCACACAAAUGAUUCGUGUAAUGAUAAUGGAACUCGUACAUGUGUCACUGUUAAAGCUUGUUUUCAUGCCUAUGGUGUCAGCACUCCAGAAGCAAUAAUUCUCAGGUACCAAUUUGAAGCAGAUGUUGACUACAGUGGAGCAAAACCACGUGGGCGGUUUAAUAAAUACAAAGGAAACCUCAAAAUUAUCAGUAAUACAACUGAAUGUAUUGAAUCAACAUUGUACUUAAAGUUGCCAAUAUACAAACAACUUGAACCACUUAUAGUGAGCGUAGAAUACAAACUGUCACCGAAAAUGACAGUAUCAAAGAAAUCGGCUCUUCUUGAUAUCUUUGAUGCAAAUCAAGCAAGGACAGAGGUCACAUUUACCAAAGUAUGCAGUGAUUCCCUCUGUGAAUCUGAUCUAAGGAUAAAUGGCAUAAUCACAGGAGCUAAAAAAUCAAAACAAAAAGUUGCUCAAUUGCCCAUGGAAAAUAAUCGGCAAGGGGAAACAGUCUUGGCUCUGAGGCCAAACCAAGUGUUGGAGCUUGAUGUGACAGUUUGGAAUUUCAAUGACACCGCAUAUGAUGUUUCUGUUGCUGUGAAUUUCAGUACACAACUUUAUUUGUUCCAGCUUGCUACACAAGAGCCAGCAAACUGCAUGAGAAUAGCAACUACGGACCCUAAAAACCUGAAUAAGAUUUAUUCACCACGUCCUGCAGAUGAGGGUGCAACACACCACACCUUAAUGUUAUCUCAUCGAGAUCCAUACAUGAUGGAUGGCGGCAGCUGCAAUUUUAAGUUACUGUUUGCAGUGAAAGAAAACUUCACUGGGGGGCUUUUAAACUUUACAAUUCAAUCAGCGUCCUCAAGUGAAGAAACCAACCCAGUAGAUAAUGAAGUUGAUUUGGAUGUGAUGGUCAAAUAUAUUGCCGAUCUAGCAAUUCAAGUAGAUGAAAAUAAUCAUGUCACAUUUAAUGGGUCGGAGAAACAGUCAAUUCUAACUUUUGACGACAUUGGUCCAGCAGUUGUACAUACCUACAAGUUUGUUAACUUGGGGCCUUCUCAUAUUCCAAGAACAGAUGUUUCGGUACAGUGGCCAACAGAAACACCAAGUCAACAUGAUGUUCUGUAUUUGACGAAUGUUUCCUGCAUUCCAUAUGAAGCAUGUGUAUGUAUGGACUUGGAUAUCUUAGUCAACCCAGCCCAAAUCAACACGACAGAACAAAUCGGAACUUCAGUGAAUCGUGGAGCAACUGAUGUACCAAGGUUUGGAAAGAGAAUUGGUGAGCCCAAGGAAGACUCACUUUCUUCUAUUGAGUUUUACGCAACAGAGAUUGAUUGUACAGCAACUGGUUUUGUAUGCGAAGUUCUUCAGUGUCAGUUAGAAGAUAUGAAACCGUUAACUUCAGUGGAAAUUUCUCUCCAUUUCAGACUUUGGAAAUCCACUUUCAGCCAGGCACUCAUCUGGAAAGCUGAAAUUUCAUCGAAUGCAAAUGUUUCCACUGCUUCUUCAUUCAACAUUGUAGCAUCAUCAGGGCACCAAAACAAACUUAGCAAAAAGAUCACUACACGUGCAUUCAAUGCCAAUUUCACUUCAUUUGACACCGAAAGUUCAGGUUUCCACACACCAUGGUGGGUUUAUGUUGCUGCAAUCUGUGCUGGAGUCGCAUUACUGCUAUUAACUGUGCUUGCACUAAGCAGGCUUGGAUUCUUCAAGAGCAAAUACAAGCAGCACUUAGAAGAAGAAAGGGAAUGGCAGUAUAGCUACAGACAUAAUAUGGUAGAACAUUAUAAAGUAUAUGAUGGAUCACCAGCAACAGAUGAGGAAAAACAAAAGCUGUCUACCUUCCAGCAAAAAUUGCCACAAUCUCCCACUUUAUAGGAUGUUUUAACUUGAUUUAUUUUUUACUGCACAAAUGAACCAUCUGUAAACAACUUCUAUACGCUUUAAUGUAAAUUAUCAGCCAUAACAGCUGAAGCUUUUUUACAAGAAUGGUUUGUUUUAGUUCUAUAUGAUAGAUUACAGGAUCAAAAUAGGUAUGUUUAUAACUAGUAACAAACUACAAAAAGUUCGCUGUCUUUCACUGCACCUUACAGAUUCUACAUUUAUAGCCAACAGCAUUAAUUUUCUUGCCACCUUACAGUUCUAAAGUUUAAAAUUGUUUAUUUUGUUUUUAACCAAUUAUUAAUUUAAAAGUUUCCUAGUCUCUGAUUUUAAAGUUCAUUACCGUACACUUAGACCUGUGUAUUUUUAAUAAUUAUCAAAUUCAUUUUUAAAUCUUGUAUGCGUGCCAUUUUAGCGAAAAACUAUAAAUUGUAACGGCGAUCGUACAGUAUUCUGUGACAAUUUUGUGUAUUUUUUAGCAUUCGUAAAAUUACAAGUCGUUAAAUAUGUA
Molecule: messenger RNA, 5817 nt
Organism: Ciona intestinalis (vase tunicate)
Lineage: Eukaryota; Metazoa; Chordata; Ascidiacea; Phlebobranchia; Cionidae
Source: RefSeq, a predicted model, not a curated record